UUAGUUGCAGUCUUUUAAAUAAAUUUAGCUAUGGAACCACCCAGUCCAUUGUUUGUAUUGAAAAAGGCUGCAGAAAGCAUCACUGAUCUACAUUUUUGGUGCAAAGUUCCAAUGGAUGGAAAAAAACGUGGGUCAGAUCAACAAAGUCCUUCUCAUCUUAUUGCAGGAUAUACUAAUCAAGGUGGUGUUGACAUUUGGAAUCUUCAUUCCAGGCGUGUGGAGUCUCAUAUUCCAUCUGAUCAUGGCAUUAUUUCAGUUUGUGGUAAUAACAAUGGUGAAAUUGUGAUAUUGAACAGAGAGGGUGAAUUGAAGUUGUUUGCUAACUCAGAUGACAAACUCAAGUUCAAAGGUCAAAUUUAUGUUCCGAAUGUUGGAUUCUGCAAGGCUUCAUGUUUGUUUCAAAAUAAUGUAAUAUUGACCGCUGUAACUGGUGAAGAAAAAUCUUCUAUAUCUGUGUGGAAUUUUACAGAGCAAGUUUCACUCUGGAGAUUAACUCCUUCUGAAAACUCUAUGCUUGGUAUGGUUAUGUGUACAAAACUCUUUAUAAACGAUUCAUUAUUGCUUCUUAUAGGUGGAUAUGAAAAUGGUUCUGUUUCUCUUUGGAAUGUAAAAGAAGAAGUUAUGAUGUGCAUUAUUGCUUUAUACGAUUCAGUUCCCAUAAUGUGCCUCGAUUUCAAUACAGCCACCAUGUGCGGUGUGGCUGGAUCUCCAACAGAGAUUGUUACCAAGUUUGAAAUCCGAGUGGAUGAUAAUAAAAAGCAUGGAAUUCAUAUUACAAAAACUAGAACAUUACCCAAUGAAGGAAUAGCUGAUAUUAAAAUUCGACCAGAUAGUAAAAUUAUUGCAGCUGGUGGAUGGCAUGAUGGCAGUGUUAGAAUCUUCAGCUUUAAAACUCUAAAACCUCUCGCUAUUUUAAAAUAUCAUGAUGGAACUGUACAAUCUAUUGCAUUUUAUCAUCACUCAGAUUCGUCAAAACAAUUAUUGGCUUCUGGUUCUGAAACUCACAAAAUUGCCGUUUGGAAAAUUUAUAACGAUUGAUUACUUCCUUGCUUUACCAG
This is a messenger RNA of Styela clava, 1058 nucleotides long. Its product is annotated as guanine nucleotide-binding protein subunit beta-like protein 1. Lineage: Eukaryota; Metazoa; Chordata; Ascidiacea; Stolidobranchia; Styelidae. Gene Ontology annotation, molecular function: protein binding. The record is from RefSeq and is a predicted model, not a curated record.